Messenger RNA from Dimorphilus gyrociliatus, 2142 nucleotides. Lineage: Eukaryota; Metazoa; Annelida; Polychaeta; Dinophilidae. The record is from the annotation of a GenBank genome assembly.
AUCAAUAUUUGUGUACACAUGGCAAUUCCUAUUUCUUCCCAUACGAUUUGUAAAAGUAUUGUAGUAAUUGUUUAAAAAACAAGCAUACAUUACUUUUAAAACUAGUUUAAUUGUUCAAUCAAAAAGAAUAUUUAGUUAAGAUAUCAAAAUGAGUGAAGUAGAAAAUUUGAAGAAAAGAAUAAAAGAAUUAGAAGAACAAUUAUUAACCGCUAAUGAAUCAAAAAGACAAAAAAUUGUUGAAAUGAGCUCUGAAGUUGUUGAUUCUAAUCCAUAUAGUCGGUUAAUGGCACUAAAACGAAUGGGAAUUGUUGAUGAAUAUGAAGUAAGUAAAAUGAUAUAUAAAAUUAUGUUACAUUUUGUAUCAUUCUUCAACUUGUAAACUUAUUAAGCAAUAAUAUUUACAGAGCAAGUAUCUUGUAAUCAGUACAAUAUUGAAUGUAUUCUGACUUUAUUUAACCUCUAAAUACUUCCUUUCGCAGAAAAUUCGAAAUUAUACGGUUGCUGUAGUAGGAGUUGGGGGUGUUGGAAGUGUUACUGCGGAAAUGCUUACAAGAUGUGGAAUAGGAAAAGUAUAACAUUACAGCCGUUUAAUUAGUAAUUUUAAUUUUAAACAAAAGUAUUCUUUUCUUGUGUUUUCUUGAAAUAAAUUAGCUUAUUCUCUUUGAUUAUGACAAAGUGGAAUUAGCUAAUAUGAAUAGAUUAUUCUUUCAACCUCACCAAGCUGGUUUAUCUAAAGUAGAUGCUGCUGUGAAAACUUUACAGUCAAUCAACCCUGAUGUUACUUUUGAGGCUCAUAAUUACAAUAUAACAACUAUGGAUAACUUUGAUCAUUUUAUGUCAAGAAUAAAAUGUGGUAGCCUAGAAGGAAAGAACGUUGACCUCGUACUAAGCUGCGUCGAUAACUUUGAAGCAAGGAUGGCGAUUAAUACGGCAUGUAAUGAAUUAGGUCAAUUUUGGAUGGAAAGUGGUGUUAGUGAAAAUGCUGUUUCGGGUCAUAUCCAAUUUAUUAAACCUGGAGAAACUGCUUGUUUUGGCUGUUCCCCACCUCUUAUCGUAGCAACUAAAACAGACGAAAAGACUUUAAAACGUGAAGGUGUUUGCGCGGCCAGUUUACCAACGACCAUGGGAAUUGUGGCUGGGCUUCUUGUUCAAAAUACUCUUAAAUAUUUAUUAAAAUUUGGUGAAGUCUCAUAUUAUCUAGGCUAUGGAGCCUUGAAAGAUCAUUUUCCCACAAUGGUUUUAAAACCAAACCAAGAGUGCGAUGAUAGAUUUUGUAGGGAGCAGCAGGAAUUAUUCAAAAAAAGAGAAGCAAAUAAGCCUAAAGUCGUUGAAGUCGAGGUUAAAGAAGAGGUUAUAGUACACGAAGAUGAAUGGGGUAUUGAGUUAGUUAGCGAGUCGAAAGAUGAUGAAGAAAAACAGGAUGAUAAUUUAACCGAAGGCGUUCAAUUUGCUUAUUCCAUACCGAAGAGUAAUGAAGAAGAAAAAGCAUCAACAGUAGCUGAUAGUAAUUUUAGUUUGAAAGAUUUGCAAGAUCAAUUAAAAGCAAUGAAAUAAAGCAUUAAAAUAUCAAUAUAUUAAAAUAUACAUGCAUAUAAUAAUAUAUAUAUGAAUAUUCCAUAUUCUCUUUACUUUUUUCGGUAUAUCAACAUUGAAGAGUCAAAGAUAUGUAAAAAUCCAUAUUACGUAAUUUGAGGAGAAUACGUUUAACUUUUGCUUAGAGUUUCAAAAACUAACUGUAGUCUAUUUUAAGAAAUUUUCUAACACAUAAAAGGUUAAUACAUGUUUAAACGUAAACCAUUAAAAUAUACUGUAACAGUAGGUAGUUACUUCCACUUUAUAAAAAGAAUAUUUUCGUACUAUCUUCCUCGACACUAAGUUGUGAUCUUCAAUUUUUUCCAAGGUCAUAGCGAGUUUCUAGUUCAGAAGGCGAAGAGAAUAUUGAAAUAUUUCCACGUACCUUUAUAUACUUAAAAUCCUAUAGAAAGCGUUAAGCUUUUAGAGAUAAAACAAUAAACUGUGUCUGUGUUGUGGGAUAUAAAUUGUAUAUAGUGAAUGUAUAUUUAUAGAUAUGUAAAAAAAACAUUUCCUCCUUACUAUGUACACAUGUCUUUAAAUAAACAGUUCAAAUUCUGGUUUUGGUGC